Molecule: messenger RNA, 1561 nt
Organism: Capsella rubella
Lineage: Eukaryota; Viridiplantae; Streptophyta; Magnoliopsida; Brassicales; Brassicaceae
Product: FBD-associated F-box protein At5g27750
Exons: 4
Coding region: 105-1454 (449 amino acids)
Molecular function (GO): protein binding
Source: RefSeq, a predicted model, not a curated record
UUUUGAUCGAUACGUUUUUUAUCGCUUAGCCUCUCUGAAGCAACAACUCCAGUGGUCGCUCGUUAACUCGCCGGAGAAUCAAAUCCACGGGUUUGUGUCUCGUGAUGCCUGGUUUCGAUAGACUCAGCGAGUUACCAGAACAUUUGAUCACUCAAAUACUCUUAUGUCUUCCGACCAAAGAUUCGGUUAAGACGAGUGUUUUGUCGACAAGAUGGAAGAAUCUGUGGCUAAACGUUCCUGGACUUGACUUAAACCGCAAUGACUUCUGUAAUGUUGACGAACAAGUGUUCGUUAACUUCGUCGACAGGUUUCUCGAUUCUAAUCCUGAGUCACGUUUGCAAAAAGUGAAGGUUGAUUACAGUAGCAGUGAGAUAGUCGGGUUCAAGGACAGGAUCGGUACUGCGAUUAACCGCGGGAUUCGAUUUCUUGAUGCAGUGAGCAGUACGGAAUAUCGAGAAGAAGAUGGCUCUUGGUAUCCUUAUUGGGAGUUCAUGCCUCUGGAUCUGUUUACCAGCAAGACAUUGGUUUCUUUAAAGCUCAAGUUUUCGGUUUUUCAGGAUCCGGGUUUUGUUUCUAUGCCUUGUCUUAAAUUCAUGAUUCUUGAAAAAGUUAGAUGCUCUGGUACUAUGAAUCUUGAAAAGCUCGUAUCUGGAUGUCCUGUUCUUGAAGAACUGAUCUUAAUAAGGGCAAUAGAUGAGGAUGAAUCGUUGGUUACGCGUGUGAGAUCUCGGAGCUUGAAGAAGUUUUAUGUUCCCUUAGCACAUGGAACUAAUUCUUGGUCGAGAGUUGUAAACACACUUCUUGAGAUUGAUGCUCCAGGACUAGAGUAUUUGACUCUCAAUGAAGACCAUUUCGAAAGAGUCCUAGUAAAGAACCUGACUUCCUUGAUCAUGAUUGAACUUGAUAUCAAGUUUUCCCUCAAGCAAUUUGAUCCAGAGGACUUGUCUAAGAGAAAUGAAAUUAGUGAUUUUCUCACUGGGAUAUCUAAAGCAAGACAUAUGAUCUUCUCUAAGAAAACAGUCAAGGCGCUUGAUCGUUACUCGAAAGUAGGAUCAAUUCCCAAAUUCAAUAACGUAACCCGUUUACAGCUUGUGUUCCCAAGCUCCCUGUUAUCGGUUUUACCAACCUUUCUUGAGAGCUUCCCAAAUCUGAAAACCCUUACCAUGAAAAUUGCUUUUGCAAAGGAGGAUAUGGAAGAGUUUAACCUCGUAAACGCGCCGAAGUGUUUGGUAUCGACUCUAGAAUGUGUUGAGAUUAAAGAAUUGUUAGAAUGGGAGGAAGAGGAGAAGAAGAUUGCGAGUUACUUUCUUGAAAACUCUGUAGUUCUCAAGAAACUCAUUGUGAGUUUUAUCCUGCACUAUCCUCGUUAUGCUUCGGAUUCAGAUGUGUACGAGGAUCUUGAUAAACUCACGAAACGUUCUCCAAGAUGUCAAAUCAUCGUUGAGCAGAAAUGAUUCAGCUGAAGGAUCUAGUUGGAUUUUGUUAGUCAAUAAAAAAAAUAAGAGUCAAUUAGCGAAUGUUUUGACUUUAAUUUAUUAUUUUUCAUUUGGGGUCAAAAGUA